Messenger RNA from Spodoptera litura, 1583 nucleotides. RefSeq names its product Ubiquitin-conjugating enzyme variant 1A (gene Uev1A). NCBI's taxonomy places the organism in Eukaryota, Metazoa, Arthropoda, Insecta, Lepidoptera, Noctuidae. The record is from RefSeq and is a predicted model, not a curated record.
UGACAUUUGUCAAAGUCAACAAAAAAUUACUAACCUUCCUUUUUUUCUCUUUGAGUGAAAAACUAAGGAUUAAAUGGGAAUAAAUUUCGUGAUUCAAUAUAAUUAUUAAUUGCUGGAUGCUUAGCAGCAAAAAGCGAGUAAACAAUUUGUACGGUAAAUGCCUGCUUACUAAAUCUUAAACUGUACAGUUUUUUCGCUAGGUAGUGCGCGCCGGUGAAAUUGUGAUCAUGGCGAAUCCGUCAUCAGGCGUUGUGGUGCCUCGAAACUUUCGUCUGCUAGAAGAACUUGAACAAGGCCAAAAGGGAGUGGGCGAUGGAACCAUAUCUUGGGGACUCGAGAGUGAUGAUGACAUGACCCUUACUCACUGGACUGGGAUGAUAAUUGGCCCCCCUAGGACGCCUUAUGAAAAUAGGAUGUAUUCACUUAAAAUUGAGUGCGGUACCAGAUAUCCUGAUGCACCUCCAACUGCUCGCUUUAUUUCUAGAAUCAACAUGAACUGUGUAAACAGUCAGACUGGACUUGUUGAUAAUAGACAAGUUCCAAUUCUUGCUAGAUGGGAACGUGAUUACACUAUCAAGACAGUUCUGCAGGAACUGAGACGUCUCAUGACACUGAAGGAAAACAUGAAGCUGUCACAGCCACCAGAGGGAAGCACUUUCUAGUUUCUAUUUUGAAAAGUUUUCUCAAUAGACCCAAUCUACCUGUUUUUUCACUUUGAAUUCUCACAAUGCUGUAAUAUUGUGUUUCACUUACAUAUUUGAUUUUGACUUCAAUAUAAGUAAUACUAUGCUAGUGUGUAUCUUAGACUUGUAUAAUUGCAUUUAUUGUGCCCUGAGUCAGUCUUCUGUGCUAAGUGCAAGGUUACUUUGAUUUAAUAUUUGUAGAUUGGGUGAAUAAGUAAGAAUUCAGUUUACAUAGCUAUUCAAUUACCCAUACAGAGGGUAACACCCAUUUAUUUAUCAUAUUACCUAAAUUAUUGUGGCCUUUAAAAGUUAAACUUGCUUUUGGUAUUAUUAAGGCUAGUUUUACUGAUGUCUUGGUUUAGGUAAGUGUUCUUAUGUCCAAGCUAUAUAAUACCUACAACUAAUCAUUUAUUUGUGACCUCUUGUGGAAAAUAUGCAUUUUUGUUAUAUUUCUGGGCAGAAUGUAUUUUUAAUCCUGUGUAUCUGUGUCUAAAAUGUAAAGGAUUUAUUUCUAUGUAAUUAGUUAUUACUGAUUUCAUGUGACCGAAAAUUGCUUAUUUUUUUUAUAGUUUAACUUGAUCAAGUGUAAAAUAUUGUAGGAAAUUUUUAUUUCUUAGGAACAUAAGAUAAAGUACCACUGGUUCAUUUUCAGCUUUGCAUCAGGUUAAAUGUUUCUCUCAAACACAUUACUAAUGCAUGUAAUGCAAUCUAAUGGCUACCAACUAUCAAGUAGCUUGUCAAUUUGGGAACUACAUAAUUAAUAAUUCAGUUCCCAUGCAUCUGUUAUGCAUGAAUUUAAUGUUACAAACCAAAUGCUAAGUCAAAUUGUUUCAUAGCAUUAAAUAUUUUUACCAAUGUAUAACUAGCAAAAAUAAAUAAAUCAAAUACAUAACACUGUCA